AUGGAGGGCGACAAAACGGCCGAUUCCGCCAAAAAUGAUAUUUCGAAGAUCCCAGUCAAUGAGAUGACAUCUAAGGACUACUACUUUGACUCUUACGCCCAUUUUGGGAUACAUGAGGUUCAGCUUCCAUUAUUAGUAAUUGCCCCUUCAGGAAAUGUUAAAAGAUGAAACUAGAACUUUGACAUACAGAAAUGCCCUCAUGCACAAUAAGCAUCUUGUGAAGGAUAAAAUUGUCCUCGACGUUGGGUGCGGAACCGGGAUCCUGUGUCUUUUUGCCGCUAAAGCUGGCGCCAAACAUGUCAUCGGGGUAAGUGUAGCACAUUCCAUGUGACUUCCGUAGAUUGAGUGUUCCAACAUAAUAGAUCACGCGAAGGAAGUCAUUAAUUCAAACGGAAUGGCUCACAGUAAGUCUUAGCAAAACGGCAUUCCCUGUCAACGGCUGUAUUUGAUUUGUUAUUGUUUGUAUUCAUGUAGUCUGCCGACACAGCAUACCACAGGUCCACUGUCUUCAGUUAAAUCCAGUUGCUUUCAUUCUGAAGCCAAAUACAGGGAAUUUGAGUAUGUUUAACGUAUGACACUUGGAAAACUUCGCUCAGUUAUUAGACAUCGCUCAUAAGUUAUCAGAAGUGCCUUAGCCGUUGUUUCAGCUAAGGGCUACAUGCCUAUCAGGGCUUACUUACUUGCCUUACUAAUACUUGCUUCUCUUUAGAAAUCACGUUAAUUAAGGGCAAAGUAGAGGAAGUUUCCCUCCCCGAUGGCAUCGAGAAAGUAGAUAUUAUAAUCAGCGAAUGGAUGGGCUACUGCCUCUUCUACGAGUCCAUGUUGAAUACCGUCCUCUUCGCCCGCGACAAGUGGCUGGUAAGCCUGCUCUCAUUUCUAUCAUCGGACAGUUCUGUCUAUUUCAAUUUGAAGCUGAUGUUGCGUUUUGGCUACUUAUUAGGCUCCCGGAGGCCUGAUUAUGCCCGACCACGCGACUUUGUACAUAUGUGCGAUCGAAGACCGGCAGUACAAGGAUGAGAAGAUAAACUGUACGUUUUCGGUUUACUUUCAGACCUACCACAUUAUUUCGCCAUGUUAGUGAAUGCGCUCUUUCCACUCGUAAUACUGUACAAAAUCAAAUGACCUUUUGACUAUUCAUAUCAUCCAGACAUUAUCCUCCUAUCGAUCUUCACAGCCUAUACCUGUAUCAUAUAAGCAAAGUUCGAUUUUUCCCUUCGUUAGGCAUAGAAGGACAUGAAAGCAGGCUAAUGCCAAAAGCCAUAUGACUGAGUCGUCUCCUACUUUGUUGCCUCUUAAUCGGGCACUGUCUGGGCGCGAACCUUGUCGACUGUCUAGCUCUUAACCGUGAAGUAACUGUCCACGUCUCUCAUUCGCAUUCUGAGCCCUUUUCCACAAAACAGAAACUUUAGUUGAUUUCGCCGCCCUUUUCGAAUUGAGGGAACUGCUAACCUAGUCAGGAUUGAUUCUGCCACGCUGCCAGACGAGACUGCAUGUGUUUAUCGGACAUGAGGCGGAUCCUGCAAUGCGAAUUACGUCAAAAGAACCGGUAAUCCACUGCAAACACUCAUAAGCUAACAAGCCGGGACAAUGGAGCGAACAAACUUCCUACGGCAGAAGACUGUAACAUCUAAAUACUACAUUUCAGGACGCAGAAAGGAUGGCCGUGCGAUCUAAGGGCUGCUCCAAGUGCAGCGCAUCAAUGCGCCAACAGCGAGCCCGUGUUCGCUCCUGUGGCUCGCCGGGUCAACGGAACCGUAGGAGACGAGGUAGAUUGGGCGCGGACUUAAGCAGCAGCACCAGACCGGACUGGGCCUAUUCAACUUCCGCCUGUGCCUAUGUAGGUGGACAUUAUUCUGCGAGGACUGACAGCAGCCUCUUGGAGACUGCCAGACGCCCGCUUAAAUUUGAAAUUGAUGACAGAAUACGUCGGUGAACGCUACGUCUAUCGGUAUUUCCGAUCACAGCCGGCAGGACUGAGCCUUUUGCUUAGUGUUGGAGACCAUAACUUAGUCCUUAAUAACCAAAGAGCGGGAGUUCGAAUCUCGGAAUUUCCGUCCUGAAGUUACAUAUGGCUGGCUGCCCGACCAUGGCAAAUAAACCAGGAAUGACUUCCCGUGUCCAUUGUCUUUGAUAACACAUGUUUCCGUCCUUCCGAACCAAAAUACCAGGCGUGUUUUUUAGUUUUACGUGUUCUUAAUUUUGCCCGCUCUAUUUUCCACCAUGAAGCAACAGUCGAACAUCACAUUUCCCUACUGUUUGUGUACACGAAUUAAAUCAUGUGUAAGUGUUCUCUAAUCUUAUCCUUAGUCAGGCGGAUGUCUUCUGCUGCAGAGGCCUACUAUUAGCCAUAAUCUACGUCUUUUAUUCAUUAAAGUGUGAAAGCCGAGAGUGACUUACAUCGAUGGUUGAUAAAUCGCCCAAAACUUGACAGGUUGUUAAAUCGCCUUUUCCAUUGUGGGCGCUCCUGUCCCUUACUACUUUGUCGAUGCCGUUGGUAGGUGGAACUACUAGACGUGGAUUCCUGAAUACCGUCUGGGAGUAUUCUUUUUACUGAGAAACAAACUUUGGCUUAUGUAUUUGUCUUCCGCUUCCCUCACUUUGUGCGUUCAGGGUGGGACAACGUCUACGGUUUCGACAUGAGUUGCAUUCGAAAGGUAGCCCUUACCGAACCGCUGGUUGACGUGGUGGAUCCUAACCAGGUAGUCACCAACUGCUACCUCGUCAAGGACGUAGACAUGUACACGAUCCGGGUGGAAGAUCUCACCUUCUCAGCACCUUUUACGCUUACCUGUAAGCGCAAUGACUACAUCCAAGCCCUAGUCACCUUCUUCAACAUUGACUUCACCUGCUGUCACAAGUACGUCGGCUUCUCCACGGGUCCGGACGAGCGGCGUUACACCCACUGGAAGCAGACAGUCUUCUACUUAGACAAUGGUGAGGUUGAUUGUUUGACAGUGAAGAAAGGGGAGGAUAUCCACGGUGUCUUCAGUGUCACUCCGAACGCCAGAAACAACGCAAGUUUUUAUCUCUAGCUUAUUAUACAUUCGUGCUUGUAGCCGUUAUAUUUGACCUCUUAAUUGCCAGAGUCGCCGCAUGAACCGUGCCAGUAUUAAUAUUGCUUAGUAAGCCAAUCCAACAGCAGUAUUUAACUGACGUUGAAUGCCGAAACACCUGAAUGUUUCUUGAUUGAAAUUUUUAAAAUUCCAAAAGAACAACAUGAGAUUUUUGGCAGAAAAUGCAAGUUUCUAGUUGUAUUUAUCUUUUUGCCUCGGAGGUCCGCGCGGCCUUCCUUUUGGCAAUCUCUACUACAAAGUGGUUUCGUCGGGAAUGGGAGGGUUAGCUCAUCAUGCCAACUCAAGUUAAUUUCGGCCUCCCAGUCAAUGCUGUUGAAGUUGGUAGUUGAUGUAGAUGACGAUCGUAAUGCCGGUUAGGAAAUAACUGGCUUCGCUCCCAUGUUUGCCAUGCCGCCUGGCUGAAAUUGUUUUUGCUGGAGCGUUGUUUGUAUCCGUGUCCGUCAUCCACUUAGUCGUCAUUUUAAUACCGUUUAUGGCCUUCAUUUAGCCUUUAAACGUGGCUCGAGACACCUCGAGGGUGGAGUGCAGCUGGUUAAAUGGCACAACUAUCGAGAAGGUCUCUCUCCCUCUCUCACUCUCGCGGAACUGAUUUUACUGAGUAUUCGGAGUCCGUUUGGUUCUGUAGUUGUUAGUAAAAUCAAACAAUUCCUGUAACUUGGCUGAAUGCUUGAUCUGGACGUCCUUGUCCCUUUUUUAUUCAAGUGACAGACUCUAACGUCAUCUGACGGUUUACUAGUGUAGACAGGCGCACGAAAAAGACCUGGGAACACAUGUGCAAGAUAUAUUGGAAACAAAAAAAAAACGUCAAGACUCUGUUCGCCACUCUAGAAAAUAUAUAAAUUGCUGACCUCGAGGAAGGUUUCUUGUCGCCGGUUGUAAUAAGAGAUCUCGUCAAGCAGAACGAACUAGCAAUGAAUUGUAUCAUAGUCACGUUGUGUGCCGUAUAAAACCUCGGAAAAUACGCGCUCUAUAGAUUCUUGAUCGAGGGUCGGUGUUCGCCGGUCUACAAGCUACCUUGCGGUGAUACUGCAUGUUGAGACAUCUAUGUGAUAUGUUAAAGUUGUGACCUCGACCAAGGCUUUUAAAGUCCCCGUUCCUGUCCUUCGAGACUAACCGGGCCUCACAACCUUCCCUGACUCUCCACCCUUUCUUUUGGUGGUUUGACGUAGUUCUUUCCUCUCUCACAGCCGGCCUUCGGCGACAGUAUGCUUUACGUCGUAGCCCUCUACGCGACUCAUUUCAAUUUUUCGAUAUACACACCAAACUAAAUGUUAACUAGUUUAAAAACCACUAAACUUUAUUAUCAACCGCCUGUUUGAAGGGAGAUUCACAACAUAUUAUUAAAGUCACAAACAGGAAAUAGUCGGUCUUAUUUCCUCUUGUGCACAUUGCUGUCUAAUGUGUGCUUCUGACCUUCUUCUCCAUCUUGCAUAUUCAUUGCAGCGUGACCUGGACAUCGCAAUCAAGCUGAACUUCGAUGGCGAACUCUCCUCUAUGAAUUCCACUUUCUCUUACCGCAUGCGUUGA
Molecule: messenger RNA, 4601 nt
Organism: Spirometra erinaceieuropaei
Lineage: Eukaryota; Metazoa; Platyhelminthes; Cestoda; Diphyllobothriidea; Diphyllobothriidae
Source: the annotation of a GenBank genome assembly